AAUAUCGAAUCAGACUCUAUUCAAAACCCAAGCAGAUUCAAUAAUGUGGCGUUUGACAAUCGUCGCACUGAUGAUGUUGAUUGCGGUGGCGGCAACCGAGUCGGUCGACUCUCCAGUUUACAGUGCGAAAUACGCAAAUGUGCAUUAUCAGCCGGAUAUAACCGCGGCAGAUAACGAAGGAGCCAAUAAAACGGUAACCAACGAUGGAAACGGCAAUAAAACCGAAUUAAAUUUCCGCGAGAGGCACAGGGAGGAAGUUACGGAGCAUCCCAGAGUCGCCGGCAACAACCAGGAAGUGUCGACCGAGCCCGAGUCGGAGCAAAUAAAUUUCGCCAGGAUCCAAAAUAGGAAGAUCAAGAGCGACAAAUUGCAAGAAGACGCGGAUGAGGUCGAAGACGCAUACGAAUUGGCCGAUCUGAAUCAACAAGGGGUCUAUUAUAUUUAUCACCCUGACGGGGUCCUGCAGAAAGUCGUGUACGCCACGAGGGACAGUCUCAAAGACAUGGAAUAUUCGGCGGAGGUGAAUUAUCGCAACGUCGAACCCAUUGUGGAACCCAUUUACACGUACGAUCCCAGCACUUUUGUUCUACAGCGAUUGCGGUUGAUAAAUACGUAGACGAAGGGGCAUAAAUUUGUUUAACGCGUUUUCAUGUAAAGCGAGAGAGAUUAGUGGGGGGGCAUGAGGGGCGAUUUGUUUUCGUGUCGUAGCCGCGCUAGAACAAUGGUCGCGGCUGCGUGUUGGUUUCCAUUUUUACGGGAUCCGUUUUUGUUUGUUAAUUAAAUUAUUUUUUGAUAAAU
Messenger RNA from Cylas formicarius (sweet potato weevil), 798 nucleotides. RefSeq lists its product as uncharacterized. Bases 44 to 616 code for a protein of 190 amino acids. The record is from RefSeq and is a predicted model, not a curated record. The transcript is spliced from 2 exons. Lineage: Eukaryota; Metazoa; Arthropoda; Insecta; Coleoptera; Brentidae.